Molecule: messenger RNA, 1857 nt
Organism: Topomyia yanbarensis
Lineage: Eukaryota; Metazoa; Arthropoda; Insecta; Diptera; Culicidae
Product: FGGY carbohydrate kinase domain-containing protein
Exons: 6
Coding region: 214-1857 (547 amino acids)
Biological process (GO): carbohydrate metabolic process
Molecular function (GO): phosphotransferase activity, alcohol group as acceptor; kinase activity
Source: RefSeq, a predicted model, not a curated record
UGAAUAUAGAAUGAGAAUAGAUUCGCGCCUAUAGAAUAUGGCAAAAUAGGAAUUCAAAUUAUAGGCGUAAAAUCCUUAGAAUGCGCCUGGUGAAUUUUCUGCGCGUUUGAUGCCACGUGCAUUAAUUGAAAACGCACAUCUGCAACGAAUCGCUGCGGCUGUGGUACAGCUUCAGUUUAACGUUUCCGUAAGAAAGUGAAGAACGUUGCGUAAAUGCUUCAAGUGAAUUUGAUCGGCGUCGACGUGGGCACAGGAAGUGUACGCGCAGCUCUGAUAAGCAGUAAAGGUAAAGUACUGAAAACAUGCGUUAAAACGACAAAGACGUGGAACCCACGACCCAACCAUUACGAACAAUCCAGCGACGAUAUAUGGAGCGCCGUUUGUGAAUGUGUUCGUAAUGUCGCAUCUCACUGUCCCAAAGAUGAAAUUAAAGGCAUAGGAUUCGAUGCUACCUGUUCGUUGGUUGCUUUGGAUAAGAAUGGAAUGCCAUUAUCUAUCAGCACCACGGGAUCUAACGAACAGAACAUUAUUCUUUGGAUGGACCAUCGUGCACAGGCUGAGGCCGAUUUAAUCAACGCUACCAAACAUGAACUACUGAAUUACGUCGGAGGUGGAGUUUCGCUUGAAAUGGAAUGUCCGAAGCUGCUGUGGUUGAAGAAAAAUAUGUUUCGCCAAACAUGGACCAAAGCCGGAGCCUUUUUUGAUCUUCCUGAUUUUCUUACAUACAAGGCCACCGGCAGUUUAGCGCGUUCAAUCUGUUCCGCAGUGUGCAAGUGGAAUUAUGAUGCUAUCAAAGCAUCUUGGUCUAGCGAUUUUCUCGCCAAAAUCAAUCUGGCCGAUCUUGCCGAAAACAAUUUUCAUCUGAUAGGGGAGAAACUCCAUUCUCCAGGGGAUUCUAUUGCAGGUGGUUUAGCCCAAGUAGCAGCUGAGGAUAUGGGUUUGAAUGCAGGCAUAGCAGUAGCUACCGCAAUGAUUGAUGCGCACGCUGGAGCACUAGCGCUGUUGGGUUGUCGCAGUCCAGACACCCAGUUGACCGAUUCGCUAACAACAAAACUAGCCAUCAUCUGUGGAACCUCUUCCUGCCACAUGAGUCUCACUCCGCUACCGGUUAUGGCGCCAGGCAUUUGGGGACCAUACAAAAAUGCCAUCAUUCCGAAUUUGUAUCUAAACGAAGCAGGUCAAAGCGCGACCGGUAUUCUGAUCGAUUUUAUUUUGCAAACUCAUCCAUGCUAUGACCAACUACUUCGGGAGCACGGUUCACACGCCAAUAUCUAUUCGUUUCUGAACGACUUUCUUCUAAAACUGAAGCAACGUAGCAACUUACCCUCAGUGCACGUGUUAACGGCAUCGUUACACGUGUGGCCAGAUUUUCAUGGAAAUCGCUCACCUCUGGCGGAUCCCAAAUUGAAAGGAAUGCUAUCCGGUCUAACAAUGUCAAAAGAUGUGGAAAACCUGGCACUGAUCUAUCUGGCUUUGAUGCAAGCACUAUCGUAUGGCACGCGUCAUAUUCUAGACGUUCUGGCAAGAUCAGGCAGAGAACCGAUUCGUUCGAUCCUGCUCUGUGGAGGUUUAAGUAAAAACACACUAUUUGUUCAAACACAUGCCGAUAUUUGCUCGAUACCGGUUCUCCUGCCACACGAAUCCGAAGCCGUACUGUUGGGGUCGGCUAUUAUGGGAGCAUGUGCUGCCGGGAUCUACAUGGACUUGAAGACAGCCGCAGAAGAAAUGGGAGGCGCGGCAGAAAUAGUGAAACCAGAUAUGAGUGAUAGAAAUCGAGACUAUCAUGAGCGAAAAUAUCGUGUGUUUUUGCGAAUGGUUGAUGAUCAACGAGCUUACGAGAAAAUCAUGAACGAGUAA